Castor canadensis (American beaver) is the source of this 3043-nucleotide messenger RNA. RefSeq names its product growth differentiation factor 11 (gene Gdf11). Lineage: Eukaryota; Metazoa; Chordata; Mammalia; Rodentia; Castoridae. Gene Ontology annotation, cellular component: extracellular region. Gene Ontology annotation, molecular function: growth factor activity; cytokine activity. The record is from RefSeq and is a predicted model, not a curated record.
AUGGUGCUCAUGGCCCCGCUGCUGCUGGGCUUCCUGCUCCUCGCCCUGGAGCUGCGGCCCCGGGGGGAGGCGGCCGAGGGCCCGGCGGCGGCGGCGGCGGUGGCGGCGGCGGCCGGGGCCGGGGGGGAGCGUUCGAGCCGGCCGGCCCCGUCCGUGGCGCCCGAGCCGGACGGUUGUCCGGUGUGCGUGUGGCGGCAGCACAGCCGCGAGCUGCGCCUGGAGAGCAUCAAGUCGCAGAUCCUGAGCAAACUGCGGCUCAAGGAGGCGCCCAACAUCAGCCGCGAGGUGGUAAAGCAGCUGCUGCCCAAGGCGCCGCCGCUGCAGCAGAUCCUAGACCUGCAUGACUUCCAGGGCGACGCGCUGCAGCCCGAGGACUUCUUGGAGGAGGAUGAGUACCACGCCACCACUGAGACGGUCAUUAGCAUGGCCCAGGAGACGGACCCUGCAGUGCAGACAGAUGGCAGCCCUCUCUGUUGCCAUUUCCACUUCAGCCCCAAGGUGAUGUUCACAAAGGUACUGAAGGCCCAGCUGUGGGUGUACCUUCGGCCUGUUCCCCGCCCAGCCACAGUCUACCUGCAGAUCUUGCGACUGAAACCCCUAACUGGGGAAGGGACCGCAGGGGGAGGGGGUGGAGGCCGGCGUCACAUCCGUAUCCGUUCACUCAAGAUUGAGCUACACUCACGUUCCGGCCACUGGCAGAGCAUCGACUUCAAGCAAGUGCUACACAGCUGGUUCCGCCAGCCGCAGAGCAACUGGGGCAUCGAGAUCAACGCGUUUGAUCCCAGUGGCACAGACCUGGCUGUCACCUCCCUGGGGCCGGGAGCUGAGGGGCUGCAUCCUUUCAUGGAGCUUCGAGUCCUAGAGAACACAAAACGGUCCCGGAGGAACCUGGGCCUGGAUUGUGAUGAGCACUCAAGCGAGUCCCGCUGCUGCCGAUAUCCCCUCACAGUGGACUUUGAGGCUUUUGGCUGGGACUGGAUCAUCACACCUAAGGGCUACAAGGCCAACUACUGCUCUGGCCAAUGUGAGUACAUGUUCAUGCAAAAGUAUCCACACACCCACUUGGUGCAACAGGCCAAUCCAAGAGGUUCUGCUGGGCCCUGCUGCACACCUACCAAGAUGUCCCCAAUCAACAUGCUCUACUUCAAUGACAAGCAGCAGAUUAUCUACGGCAAGAUCCCUGGCAUGGUGGUGGAUCGCUGUGGCUGCUCCUAAGGUGGGGGACAGUGGACGCCUCCCCCACAGACCCUACCCUGAGAUCCCCAGCCCUGGUCCCCAUCCUCCCAAGCCCUACAGCUCCCUCCACCUCUUCCCAUGAGCAUCACACCUUGUUCCCUGACCAAGCAGUGUCCAAUACAACAGGGGAGGCAGGUGGGGUUUGAGGGGUGAGAAGCUAAGGGAAAAGGAAAAGGAGGGGCAUGGUCAGGGUGGACAGUGUCUGAAGUUUGCAGGUGAGAAGGUCUGGCAAGAGGACAGAGGGAUGUAGAAACAGAGGUACAGAUGGGAGGGACAGAGAUAGCAACAAAUAGAGCAGCAUUGAGAAGGCAAAGGAAUAGAGAGGCAGAAGAGACAGACUAGGCAGAGACAAACACUGAGAAGGAGACUGAAACAGAGUAAUAAAUGAAAGCCCUACACCAAGCCACCUUUUUUCCACUGGCAAAAUGAGGCUUGGUAUAGUUUGGGGAGCUCCCCUGACUACUCAUCAGUAGGAGAAAAUCAAAAAUUCAUUCUUAGCUUUUUCCCUCUCUCCCAACAGUGGUCAGGGGAAGGGAAGUGAGGACAGGGGCAAAAGUAAGGAUUUGGGAAAUUUAUUUAUUUAUUUAUUGUGACUUUUCAUUUUUUGGUAUUUGGCUUUACUGGAAUAGGAGGGCCCCUGCCCACUAUGCCCCAUUUGUUCCUUAAUCCCCAAACCCUGUUCUUCCCAAUACCCACCCACUAAAGCACUUGUAUAAAGCCUCCAGGGUUGGGAAUGGGAGCAAAGGGCAAGUAAGUUUCUAACCCAUAAUCACCCUAACUUUUUUGAACCAAAUGGAUUGAACUGAGUGGUCAUAGAAACCAUAAGUUAGGGUUUAAGAGCUAUGGGGGGCAGGGAGGGGAGCCCUCAACAUCCAGGAUCUUUGUGAGAGCCACUAAAGCAACCCUCAGACCCACCUUUUCUUUAUGGUAUUACUUAACCAGAGGGUACAGCUUGCUUAUGCCCAAAUUCCCCUCAGCCAAGAGAGACCAAAGAGCCUGUGGAAUGCCCCUGCUCCCAGCCUCUAGCUUCAGGUCAGUAAGAGAGUAGAGAUCCCAGAGGCCCCAGGUCUGGGAAGGGUUAGGAAGAGUCAAGAAAGGAGUAAUAAAGAGGCUGAAGGUACAGGGCAUUUGAAUCCAAAUCACUGCUCUGGGCUAGGGAAUAAAGCCAGCAGACCAAGGUGGAAGGGAUUCUGGAGGGGGGAUAUUUUAGUCCCCAAACCCCAAAGCUCAGGGUGGAAGGACGGAUACAAGGGAGUAGAGUGUCUAUAAUUUUUAUCUUUUAUUUUUGGAAUAUAGCAGUGUCUGAGCAGCAGGGAGGGGACAGUACAGUGGGGAGAGGCAUAAGACAAGGCCAGUUAUAAUAGAGGAUGGGAAGAUGGAGACUUCCUGGUUUUGAAGGCUAGGAAGCAGGCAGACUGACUGGUUGCCACUUCAAGUCACUAGCUGGGCCCAUUUUCCUUCUACAAUCCUGACCUGCCAUCCUCUGAACUCACUGUGCCUCAGUUUCUUCCCCUGGAUGGAAUGAGAAAUAGCAGCACCCGCCACAGCCAAGAGAUGAAUUCUGAGCACUUACCACGGGCACUUUAUGGACAUAAAAUACCUCUCGCUGUGGGACUACGUAACCAGGGCACCAGAGUGGUGAUGAAGAGAUGUGAGGCUUAAAGGAGUCACAGGAUUCAGAAUGCAAGUUCCCCUCUGCCUCCUAGCUGCACAGUGCCUAAAGCCAAGGAGUUGAGAAUCUUCACACCCUAUCCAUACCUCACCAGCAACCUCUUUGCUCCAGAAAAUAGCCUAAAGGAUGUACGUG